AUGAUAUUAGGUAUGCCAGAUGAUCAGCUAACAGUGGCUUUUCCUAUUACAAUCACAGGCAUUGACCAGUGCUUUUCUUUCUUGUCAAAAUGUGGCUCCCUGAGGGCUCUCAUGGUAAAGUCAAUGAAGUCCACCCAAGAAGAGUUUACGAAGUUGUCACAUGCAAUAAGCAAACUGAAACAUUUAAGGCAUCUAGAUCUUUCAAGAUCUUUAAUUGUUGAACUACCCAAUUCAAUUUGUGACUUGUGGAAUUUGCAAAUUUUAAACCUAAAUGAUUCUCUCAUUCUUCUGAGUCUACCCAAGGGCAUGAGAUUCCUCAGAAAUCUUCGACAUCUUUGUCUACAUGGAUGUUGGAGUUUGACUCACAUGCCAAGUGGAAUUGGGAAGUUGACUUGCUUGCGGACAUUGGGUAUGGUCGUCCUGAGUGGCAAGAAAGGCUUCCGACUAAGUGAGUUGCGAGACUUAAAUAUGCUUAGAGGAGGGCUAACAAUUAUGCACCUUGAGAGGAUUGAAGACAAAAAGGAUGCAGAAGAAGCUUGCUUAAUUAAGAAACAGAGUCUCCACGGGUUGAAUUUGUAUUGGGAUUCCGAAAGAACGAUUCAACGGUACAAUGAUGAGGAAGUGCUCGAAACCCUCAAACCCCGGCCCAACCUUCAACUGCUACGUGUCCUAGGCUUCAACGGUUCAUCAUUUCCAUCUUGGAUUUCAACUGUAACAGAAGUUGUUGUGCACGAGAGUGCAGCGGAGUACAUAGUUGGGGUCCAAGAGAGUACUGCCGCUGCUGCUGCAAUGUCCCCAUCGUUGAAACAGCUGGAGUUAGAGAACAUGCCCAACCUAAAAGGAAUGUUAGGAAGAGAAGUCCAAGGUACUCCAGGGGUAUUCUCUCAACUUCAAUCCUUGUCCUUUAAGGAUUGCCCAAUGUUGACAUUGCCACUGCCACGUAUGCUGUCCCUAAAGGAGUUAUGCGUCGACCGUUGCCCGAACAUGGCAUGGGCUUCAAUCUCCAAUCUCACGGCUUUGAAGGAAUUGACCAUCAAGCACUCUCCCGAGCUGGAUUCUCUGCCAGAAGAAGGAUUGCGAGGCCUUGCUUCUUUGCAGGAAAUCCAUUUGGUCCGAUGCUAUAAUUUGGUGAGUCUCUCAAUGGGGACUAAAGCCCUCAAAUCCCUGACUCGUCUAUGCAUCAAUGGGUCACACGCGACAGCUCUGCCAGAGGAAGUCAAACAUUUGCCUGCACUACAAAAACUGGAGCUGCAGAGUUUUUCCAAUCUAACUUCAUUGCCAGAUUGGUUUGGAGACCACCUCACUUCUCUUCAAGACCUGACACUAAAAUAUUGUCCGCUUGAAACACUUCCAUCCAGCAUUCAAAAGAUGACGACACUCCAACAUUUGACUAUAUUUCGCUGCUACCGACUGGGACGACAGUGUAAAAGGGGAGGAGAGGAAUGGCACAAAAUUAAGCACAUCCCGGACCUGAAAAUUGAAAAUUGA
This is a messenger RNA of Coffea eugenioides, 1488 nucleotides long. RefSeq names its product putative disease resistance protein RGA4. The record is from RefSeq and is a predicted model, not a curated record. The coding region runs from base 1 to 1488 and encodes 495 amino acids. Lineage: Eukaryota; Viridiplantae; Streptophyta; Magnoliopsida; Gentianales; Rubiaceae. The transcript has a single exon.